This is a messenger RNA of Solanum lycopersicum (tomato), 4099 nucleotides long. Its product is annotated as protein FAR-RED IMPAIRED RESPONSE 1. Gene Ontology annotation, biological process: regulation of DNA-templated transcription. The record is from RefSeq and is a predicted model, not a curated record. NCBI's taxonomy places the organism in Eukaryota, Viridiplantae, Streptophyta, Magnoliopsida, Solanales, Solanaceae. Gene Ontology annotation, molecular function: zinc ion binding.
CGAAAGGAAGGGAGUAUAUACCAUCCCGACCCACACCAUGUCUCUUCUUCUUCUUCUUUGACAGGCUCGAACCAGAAAUCGUAACCCUAAUCGACUCUCAUCCAAGCCACUACAAUUCCACACGGAAUUCGCACCAAGAACCUUCUCGAACCGAGCCGGGUAUUACCGUUUCCUUCUUCAAUCUUCAUCUCAUCCUUUCCCCCAAAUCACAAUUUCAUUCCAAAUCUGUAUUCAAUUACUUCAAUUCGUACAUCACUCAGGUUUUCAUCAGAAAACCUCUCUCCAAGUAUUGGAAUUCAAAAACUUUCUUUUCCGGCGAACCUCAGCACCAAAUCGUUUCGAGGUCGUUGUUCCGGUGUCGCUGAGGAAUAAAGUAGAAACAUUUCUCUUCGUGGGUGCUAGACUUGGGUUUCAACUUGCUGCUGAACUGUGGAUUGUAAACAGGUUUCAGGUCAACUCUAGGCUGUUGAGCUAUUGUGGGAGAAGACUGAUUUCUCAUGGAAAUAACUCUUGAAGAACUUUUCAGACAACAUGAUUAAGCAAAAAGAACUGAAAUGUUAUCCAAAAAAUGGUUGAUCAUGGCGAUGUUGUGCAAAGUAGUGUUCAAUUGACUGGUGAUAUGGUUGAUGCUGUAGAUAAGUCAUGUCUCAGUAGGGAUGGCGGAGUUUCUCGUUCUCCAAAGAGAAGUAUUACUGGAGUUGAAGAACAUGCAGAUUUUGAGCCACAUGAUGGGAUAGAAUUUGAGUCCCAUGAGGCUGCGUAUGCAUUUUACCAAGAGUAUGCCAAGUCCAUGGGAUUCACAACCUCAAUUAAGAACAGCCGUCGCUCCAAGAAAUCAAAAGAAUUUAUCGAUGCUAAAUUUGCAUGUUCUAGAUAUGGCACUACUCCAGAAUCAGAUACUGGCAGUAGUAGGCGUCCUAGUGUCAAAAAGACUGAUUGCAAAGCAAGCAUGCACGUUAAGAGAAAGCGUGAUGGAAAAUGGUAUGUCCAUGAGUUUAUAAAAGAUCAUAAUCAUGGGCUUUUACCAGCCUUGGCUUAUCAUUUCCGAAUCCACAGGAAUGUUAAACUUGCAGAGAAAAAUAACAUUGAUAUUCUUAAUGCUGUAAGUGAACGAACAAGAAAGAUGUAUGUUGAGAUGUCUAGACAAUGUGGUGGAAGUCAAGAAGUUGGCUUGCUGACUAAUGAUUUAAAUUACCAGUUUGACAAAGGUCGGUGCUUGUCAUUAGAAGAGGGAGAUGCUCAUAUUAUGCUCGAGUAUUUUAUGCAUGUCCAGAAAGAAAAUCCAUGUUUCUUUUAUGCAACUGAUCUCAAUGAAGAUCAACGCUUAAGGAACUUAUUCUGGAUUGAUGCCAAAAGUAGGAAAGACUAUGUAAGCUUUAAUGAUGUGGUUUUCUUUGACACCAGCUAUAUGAAAAGCAAUGAGAAGAUGCCGUUUGCUCUUUUGAUUGGGGUAAACCAUCAUUGUCAACCGAUGUUGCUUGGAUGUGCACUUAUAGCAGAUGAGACCAAACCAACAUUUGUGUGGUUAAUGAAGACGUGGCUUAGAGCAGUGGGUGGGAAGGCUCCAAAAGUAAUAAUCGCUGAUCAAGAUAAGUCACUCAAAUCCGCUCUUGAAGAAGUUUUCCCAUGUUCAAGUCACUGCUUUGCGCUUUGGCAUGUGCUUGAAAGAAUCCCGGAAACACUUGCUCAUGUAGUAAAGCAGCAUGAGAAUUUCAUGCAAAAAUUCAGCAAGUGUAUAUUUAAGUCGUUAACAGAUGAACAAUUUGAUUUAAGAUGGUGGAAGAUGGUUAGCAGAUUUGAACUGCAAGAGAAUGAAUGGAUUCAUACACUGUAUGAGGACCGCAAAAAGUGGAUUCCAGCUUACAUGAGAGGCAGUUUUAUGGCUGGAAUGUCAACAGCUCAAAGGUCGGAGAGUAUAAGCUCCUUCUUUGACAAGUACAUUCAUAAGAAAAUCAGUCUCAAAGAGUUUAUGAGACAAUAUGGAAUGAUUCUGCAAAAUCGAUAUGAAGAGGAAGCAAUAGCAGACUUUGAUACAUUGCACAAACUACCAGCUUUGAAGUCACCUUCCCCUUGGGAAAAGCAGAUGUCUACAAUUUAUACACAUACAAUCUUUAAGAAAUUUCAAGUUGAAGUAUUGGGUGUAGUUGGGUGUCAUCCAAAGAAGGAAGCUGUAAAUGGGGAAAAUGUAACUUUUAGAGUUGAUGACUGCGAGAAAGAUGAAAAUUUUAUGGUCACGUGGAAUGAGGCAAGAUCAGAUGUUUCUUGUUCGUGCCUUCUAUUUGAAUACAAUGGUUUCCUCUGUAGGCAUGCAAUGAUUGUUCUUCAGAUGUGUGGUCUUUCAAUCAUCCCAUCCCAAUAUAUUUUGAAGAGGUGGACCAAAGAUGCAAAGAAUAUACAGUUAAUAUCUGAGGGGACUGAAAGAAUUCGAAACAGAGUACAAAGAUACAAUGAUCUAUGUAGAAGGGCAAUUGAACUGGGUGUGGAGGGUUCUUUAUCUGAGGAGAGUUACGGCGUUGCCUUCCGUGCCCUAGAUGAAGCUCUAAAGAACUGUGUGAAUGUUAACAAUAGAAGUUCUGCAUUAACAGAAUGUAGCAGCAGUGCAGUUGGACUUCGUGAUCUUGAAGAAGAUACUCAAGGGAUUCAUGCAAUUAAAACAAGUAGGAAGAAAAAUACAAACAAGAAGCGGAAGAUGCACUCUGAACCAGAAGCUGCAAUUGUUGAAGCAAAAGACAGCUUACAACAAAUGGAUAGUCUUACUGUGGGUGGAAUGACGUUGAAUGGCUAUUAUGGUACACAUCAGAAUGUGCAGGGACUGAUACAGUUAAAUUUGAUGGAACCUCCCCAUGAUGGCUAUUAUGUUAACCAACAGAAUAUGCAAGGACUGGGACAACUCAAUACAAUUGCACCUGGCCAUGAUGGUUUUUUUGGGUCUCAACAAAGCAUUCCAGGACUAGGGCAUUUGGAUUUUAGGCAGCCGAGUUUCACAUAUGGUUUGCAGGAUGAGCCUAGUCUAAGAGCUGCUCAGCUGCAUGGAAACAAUGCUAGAUGAUUGCUUAUCAAUUUUCUGUUUAUGGAUAUCCAAGUGUUUCCUGCUUCUAAAUUAGGGUUUUGUUGCUGCAGUAAGUCAUGAACUCAUUUGUUCUAGCUAUUUAUGAUGCAACAAUAUGCAUCUCCAAAAGUUCACCUGCACCUACAGUGCUGAAACUCUUCAAGGGGCAGGCUUCUGUGCGACAUGAGGUGAAGGAUCAGCCUGAAAAUGAUUAUGCCAUAGCCCAAUGGUGUAGAGAUAUCUUUCUGGCUAAGUAAGUUAUUGGACAAACAUAUUGCCGAAGACACUUUUGGAGAAGAAAAGUUGCAAGACAAUGCCACCCAAUCAAAUCCCUUGUGGUAGUGGCAUCUUGGGCAUAUGCAUUCUUAUCUAGAACCAUAAAAAUCUUACAAGCAACUGCCUUGUUGUCGUCAUGGAAGGGUGUUGCAAUAUCAGGUUUCUCUCAUGGCUGUUACAGUUGUCAUGCAAUUAUUGAUUAAUUUCUCAAAGUCAGAACGCUCUACAGCCGCCCAAGGUUGCAUCAGUAAAGGAAAAGAAUGUGAAUCAGGCAUUAGAGGAAAUGGGGAGCAGGGCAGGACAAAACACACUAAUUAUGAUUUUCAUCUGAUAUGGCAUUAGAAGAAAUGGGGAGCAGGGCAGGACAAAACACACUAAUUAUGAUUUUCAUCUGAUAUGAUGCAGAUUCCAUGUUUGGUCUAAUUCAUCAAUUGUUACAGUUGUCUAUGAUGUUGUUUAACUGCAUCUUUGUGUUGAUGUCCUUGGGAAACUGAAAUGACUUGGAAUAAGAGCAGUAACAAAUCAUAAGUAGAUGUUUGAAAGAUUGACAUGAGGAGUCAGCAAUUGAUUGACAUGAGGAGACAAUUGAGUCUUGAAUAAGAGUGUUUGUUUAUUAAAAUUGUCCACACAAUCAUGUCGAUACACCAGACUGUGUCAACUUCCCCUUGAUAAUUUCAAUUGUUGGCUUAGUUAUUUAGGUUCUUAUUGGAAGGACUUGUUGUUUGAUCUAUUUGAGAGAUCUAGAUCCUUUCUAAUCUAGCUUAGCUUUCAAUA